Messenger RNA from Amphimedon queenslandica, 1726 nucleotides. RefSeq lists its product as uncharacterized. The coding region runs from base 207 to 1694 and encodes 495 amino acids. The record is from RefSeq and is a predicted model, not a curated record. The transcript is spliced from 8 exons. Lineage: Eukaryota; Metazoa; Porifera; Demospongiae; Haplosclerida; Niphatidae. Gene Ontology annotation, molecular function: G protein-coupled receptor activity. Gene Ontology annotation, cellular component: membrane.
GUCUCACUUACCGAUCUGAUGGAGUUCGCUUUGAUCUAACAUUUAAUUUCACUGUAAGUAGUGAAUGUUCUAGUGAUGCUGAUGUCCUUUCCUUACGUGGAAUAUACCACAGUGGUGGCUGGUCGUAUUUUUCACAAUGCUUUACCUUCAAUAGAUCAGAAGUGGGUAAAAAUUGUGUUACUUUCGAGACAAAUGAUUAUAUCACUAUGCUACGAUUUCUGUGGAAGGAGUAUGACAGUGCAUGUCCUGUAACUAUAACCCAUGGGAUGGUUCAGGUUUUGAAUUAUAUUGUACAAUUAAAUUUUUGUAGUAAUCUACAAAGAUCAACAAGGAUAGUUCUAAAUCAGCUGGGUAGGUUUUAUUCAACUAGCGGCCAUUGCUUAAGCUAUGUUGUGAAAACUUGCCGCUUGUCAAGUAAUCAAACAAUAUGUAUUAUCAGUGAGCCAACUUCAUCUUCUCCUACUUCAAAUUCUUCAGCAGAACUUACCCCUCUCAUUCUUACUUCUUUGCCACUAGCAGCAUCAUCACAACUGCCUGAACCUAGUGAAAUUAUUUCCUCAUUAUCAUCAUCAAAAUCUCUCCCUCUUUCACCAUCAUUACCUUCCAUUGUCAAUUCAUCAGUAUCAAUAUCUGAUUCAUCAGAUUUCUCUCUUCCUACUUCAAUGCUGUCAUCUGCUUCUCAACUCAACUCUUUCAGUAUACAAGCUACAUCAUCAAAGUCUACUUCAGUACUGUCAUCUGCUUCUCAACUCAACUCUACGUCAUCAAUGCAUAUCCUAUCAUCUAGACCUCACUCCUCAAACAGUGGACUUACUCCUCUAUCUAGAACAACAAUGCCUGCAGUAACUUCAAUUGUUGCAGCAACAUCUUUCUCCCAUAUUAAUUCUCCCUCUCCCUCUCUCUCUCUUUCUUUAAUGAACUGCCCAGAAACUAAUCAAUGGGAAAGCACUAAACCAGGACAAUGGGCAAAUGGUACUUGUUAUAAAGGAACAUUUAAUGCCACAAGAUAUUGUGAUCUUAAUGGAAGUUGGGGUCGAAUUAACUGCAGUGUCAGUAAGCAAUUCAUAGAAAUAAUGUCAAAAAUUAAUAUAUCGCAUUAUGUUGCUCUUAAAUCACUAUCACAACAACUCAAUGACUUUCCAGCAGCUCAAAGCAUUGUAUUACUGGACUUCAUCAUCAAAAACAGCAAUAUGGAAUCAGAUAAUGAGACAACACAGAUAGUGCUUGAUAUUGCUAGUGAAAUAAUACAGAUGGCUUCAAAUAAGAUGGAUGGUAUCUCUAUUUUUAGCCAGCUAUUAAUGACAUUGGACAAUUUUGCACUUAAUGUAGGACAGGAUUUGUCCCUUUCUACUGACAGUAUUUUUCUAAACGUUAAACAGAUUGAAGAUUUCCCUGAUGAAGAGGCCACAGCAAUUGAUUAUAAUGGCAACACUCUAACACUACCAAAUGCAAUAUUAAAUGCUGUUCCAGCUACAGUAGCAUCCUUUGUAUAUGAAGACCUAUCAGUCCUUUCUCCUACAAAUGAUGAUGAGCUUAUAUCACCAGUCAUACCUUCAACUGUCAGAUGUAAUGAUACCUGCAAUACUAAUGAUUUUAAUGAAUCAGUGACAAUAACAUUCAAUCUGUCAGAUGUACAACAGUCAUUAAAUGGUAGAAACAUUUCUUGUGUAUUUUGGAAGUUUAAUAAUAUGUAAGAUGGCUUUUAUUUAAAUGUCAUUGACUUUUA